Erpetoichthys calabaricus (reedfish) is the source of this 1112-nucleotide messenger RNA. RefSeq lists its product as uncharacterized. Bases 501 to 1112 code for a protein of 203 amino acids. The transcript is spliced from 5 exons. The record is from RefSeq and is a predicted model, not a curated record. NCBI's taxonomy places the organism in Eukaryota, Metazoa, Chordata, Cladistia, Polypteriformes, Polypteridae.
UUCAUUUGUGUAUAAACAAUUUUUUUCAGUGGCUAAUGGAUAAACUUGCUGCACAUUGCAAACUACCAAACAAAGCUUACCUUUCAUCAAUAGUCAAAAAAGCAUUCUUGUUUUUAUUAAAAUCAGGGGUGAGGAUGUGCUAGGUGGUUUCACCUGCUGUUUGGGUAAUGCAUUUUGUGUGCAACAUGUAAAUAUUAUGUUUAUUUUGAACACUGUCUUUUUUUUUUUCUUCUGCAGGAUGUUUCUGGUAGUUCAGUUUAUAGAUGAACAAAAAUCUGUGUCUGUUAUACCACAGAAUUGGUACAGUGAUGGCACAACCUUUUGGCCAAAUUAUACGAGCGAUCAAAGACUCAACAAAGCAGCAAGAUAUGCUGAGGAACCAGGCCCUGACUGGACCAAGCACGAUGUUAGAGUACUAAAGUCCUACGGUGCCACCUCCUUACCAGUCACUAUUGCUCUCUGAAAAUACAUCUCAACAAAUUUCCAGGAACCUUCCAAAAAUGCAAAAUACUUCUGAACUCUUCAGGCCUACUUACAGAGUGGGUCGAUGUGGAACAGAACCAAUACCUUGCACUGCUGCAGAUCUUCAUAUCCUCACAUUGCUUGAACAUGUGAAGCACCAGCUGUCACAAUUGGCUGUCAUGAUCAGUUCACUAUCUGGGCGGCUAAACAUUGAAUGCUCACCUGAUAUGCCUGAGGAGGUCCAGUUUCCUUUACAAUCAUUGGAGGAAGUGGAUGAUUUUGAAGCCUGGUUGAAACAACCAACCAAUGCUUUGAAGAAAAAGAACAUGAUUUCUGUACUGGCAUCUAUUGGAGGACAAGAUACCAAACGUGUCACUUGGAAUAUUCUUUCACAUAUUUUUGGAGAUGAUGUUGCAAAAAAGAUAAACUGGAAGGGAGUGAAUGAAAAACGGGCCUUCAGUCAAAUGGCAACCAAAACUCUAAUUAUGCGUGUAGUUCGCCAGAGUCAUGUGGCAGCCAAAGCUACAGAUGUGGACAUUAAUAAAUUUGUCAUUUGGUGGUUCAAUUUGGCAUCUGACCGUGGUGUUGGUCGCAAGGAGCGCUGCAGGAGAGUGCAGGCAGCAGUGCCUUCUGAAUCAGGACUGAUGUAA